GUAAUUAUUCCACCAAGUAUUGAUGGAUAUAAUAAACCUACACAAUUCACCGUAAAAAUUGCCUAUCACAAAGAAAUUAAUUUACAAGUUUUAAGGGAUUAUAUUAAAUCAGGAAAAGAACCGGAAGGACUCGAUGAUUAUAUUCAAACUUGUGUUCACGCACUUAAUGCAUACAUAAAUUACAAAGUGCGCACAAGUUUUUUAUCUGUUGGAAGAGGAAUUUAUCCUCCUAUCCAGGGGGAAAGAAGAAUUUUGUUACAAAGUGGAGAAGAAUUAAGAAAAGGGUUUUGUCAAUCGUUGAGAAUCGGAUGGAAAGAGCUUCUUGUUAACGUUGACACGUGUUCUGGCAUUUUUUGUCCACCUGGAAAUGUUGUAAACGUUAUUGGUACCUUCUUAGGAUACAGCGAAAGUGAUUUGAAAUUAGGACUCUAUGACGAGGAUAAAUUUUAUUUAAAUAAGAUUUUGAAAGGAAUUAAAAUUUUCGUCCGGCAUCGUGAUGAUAAAAGGGAGACUUUUACCAUUGAUGGGUUAUCACGUGAAUCAGCAGAUCAAACCACAUUUAAGAAUGGCCAAGAUGACAAAAAUUCGACAGUUAGUCAAUACUUCCAGGAUACAUAUGGGAAAAAGCUUGAAUUUGGAAAGUUGCCUUGUAUCGUUGCUAAGAAAAAAAUUUAUCUUCCUCUAGAAGUCUGUGAAAUUAUACCAGACCAACCUUUCAGAGGCAAUAUCAGCGAUAAUGCACGCGCUGAAAUGAUUAAGCAUACUUGU
This is a messenger RNA of Funneliformis mosseae, 768 nucleotides long. The record is from the annotation of a GenBank genome assembly. NCBI's taxonomy places the organism in Eukaryota, Fungi, Glomeromycota, Glomeromycetes, Glomerales, Glomeraceae.